Molecule: messenger RNA, 1244 nt
Organism: Cervus elaphus (red deer)
Lineage: Eukaryota; Metazoa; Chordata; Mammalia; Artiodactyla; Cervidae
Gene: FAM241B
Product: family with sequence similarity 241 member B
Exons: 3
Coding region: 359-721 (120 amino acids)
Cellular component (GO): intracellular membrane-bounded organelle
Source: RefSeq, a predicted model, not a curated record
CCUAGCUUUUCCUCCUCCUCUUCUUCCCCCUUCUCUUUGCUUCCCUUCCUCCUCCGCACUCGUCUCCCUCUCUCCCAGCCCCGAGGUGCACCCGGUCCUCUUUCGGUUCCACUUCUGCCGGGUGUUUCUCCCUCCUCCCGCUUCUUGCGCCGCCUGGGUCCCGGCAGCUGCAGUUCCUCCAGAGGCCUGCAGAGGGAGCUGCCGCGCCACCUGCGGGGCCGUGCGGCGGCGGCGCGCGCUUCCUGUGAGGUCUGGUGGGAGGAAGCGGCCUGGGAGCCGCGGGGAGUGGACGCAACCGAGGCCCGGGAGCCGCGCCAGCAGGUGUUUUGAGGCCUGGGGAAAGGUGCAGCCUGGAAGGAUGGUUCGGAUCUUGGCCAAUGGGGAAAUUGUGCAGGAUGAUGACCCCCGUGUGAGGAAUACUCCCCAGCCACGCAGUAGCACUCCUCGACAGAGCUUUCUCAAUAGGGGCCACGGUGCCUCCCUGGGGGGUCCCGGCCCCCGCCAGCAGCAGGCAGGUGCCAGGCUGGGCGCCGCUCAGUCCCCCUUCAAUGACCUCAAUCGGCAGCUGGUCAACAUGGGCUUCCCACAGUGGCAUCUGGGCAACCACGCCGUGGAGCCGGUGACCUCCAUCCUGCUCCUCUUCCUGCUCAUGAUGCUCGGCGUGCGCGGACUCCUGCUGGUGGGCCUCAUCUACCUGGUGUCCCACCUGAGUCAGCGGUGACCUCCGGGGGCUGCUGGGGGCAGGUGUGUGGGAGGGGGAGCUGCGGGGCCUCGGUGUGAGAGCAGGCACGUGGGGAGGAGCUCCACACCAGUGCCGUGAGGGUGUGCUCAGAGAGCCUGUGUGCACAUUGUGUUAAGCAAGAGGCAGAGGGAGCCUCUAGUCCAACAUUCCCAAAGGAUCGGGUGAUCCCCACUUCAUUCCCUUGAGACGCGUUUAGCUAGUGUCAGACAUUAAGCACAAAGUCACAGCAAGAGAGGGAUUCUCUUUCCAAUUCUCUUCCAAUCCUUUUAUGCCAAGAAGAAAGUCUCUGCUAGGUGCCAAUGUGUUUUCAUGCCCAGAACAUGGGCUGGCUUCCCCGUUACUAGGGAGCAGGCCUGGGGCUUAGUGGGAAAAGUUUCCAAACUUUUAUAGCUCCGUUCCAUUUUAAUGGUAUAUUUUUAUUGGCUACCUUUUAUUUAUGACAUGUGGUACUGGUAUUCUACUUAUUGUGGUGGCGUUUUUCAAUAAAGAAAUUUAAGUAAAA